AUGGAGCUGGACCGGCGGCUGUUGAUGGCUCACUGUGCCGCUCACGCCCUCUCCAUGGCGGCGGGAUUGCUGGUGGUCGUCCCCAUGGCUCUCAAUGGGUCGGCGUUUAAAGGCCGCUGUGCGCUUUUCUCCGGCGGUUACUGGACUAAAGAAGGACCGGGUGAGGGGGACGCCGGAGGCGUCGUGGCUCGUCUAGUGGUGCAGGAGUGGGGGCCGCCGGCGGCCUGCCAGUUCGCCACUUUCGUCGGCAUUUUCACAGUGCUGUAUGGAGCUGCACAGGGCUGGAGGUGCCUCUUCUACCUCCACGGUCGACAUGACGACACUUUGUUUUCGUCCUUCCUGACGGUGCUGCUGAGCGUGUGUAUGCUCUUCCUGUCGGGCGGCGCCAGCGUCAUCUUGUCUUUGGGUCUAGCCUCCUGGUGCGACACAGUGACCGACAACAAUACACAAUCAUUCAGCUGUGCCGCGUCACAGUCAGUUCCGCUUUAUUUGGAUGUGGACACCUCAUCCUUCUACACAGAACUUAGUCUGGCGCAGGCGUCUCUGUGGUUUGUGACGCUCUUGUGGUUGCUCCAAUCCAUGCUGGCCUUCAUGCGCCUCUACCACUCGCACAACGCGCCGUGCCUCUUGCGGGAAAAGGAGCUUCUUCUGAGGGACGCUCUGUCUGAAGGCUCCGCAUCCACCCCGCCAUUUUCAGAAACUCCAACUAUAAUGGUCUAA
This is a messenger RNA of Nerophis lumbriciformis (worm pipefish), 720 nucleotides long. NCBI's taxonomy places the organism in Eukaryota, Metazoa, Chordata, Actinopteri, Syngnathiformes, Syngnathidae. The record is from RefSeq and is a predicted model, not a curated record.